Molecule: messenger RNA, 3377 nt
Organism: Sphaerulina musiva SO2202
Lineage: Eukaryota; Fungi; Ascomycota; Dothideomycetes; Mycosphaerellales; Mycosphaerellaceae
Product: siroheme synthase
Exons: 1
Coding region: 1571-3286 (571 amino acids)
Biological process (GO): sulfate assimilation; siroheme biosynthetic process
Molecular function (GO): uroporphyrin-III C-methyltransferase activity
Source: RefSeq, a predicted model, not a curated record
CGGUAAGUUCCCGUGACCCCGUCUGUUAUUACCUUACGAUGUGAUUCUUGUGGCCUUGGCGAUCGGAUCUGCUUUCCAUCAUGAUCUGAGCUUCACUUGAGCCUCCUAGAAGGCUACUGAGAACUUGCUUCUGGUGAUGCUGCGCAACGACUCGGUAUACAGUAGCUGCACACGAUGACAACAGUGCUGUGGCCUGCGAUAGCGCAAGAGGACCUGAUUCAGGAAGAAGAGGUCACAAUCGCGCGCGAGCUCGAAUGGCUGCUCGGGUCCGUGCAAGAGACGUUGAAGGCUUUGAAGGAAGGCCUGGAAGAGUGCGCUGAGCUGCUUGCGCCGAAAGAGCCAGGCUCGACCCUCGUACUGUCUUCGCUCAGGUCGGAGCAUCUGAAGGGCUUCAUCACUCGGGUGGGUACGCGCAUCGUCAAGGGCGAUGUCCAGCUCCGAUUGCCAUCUCUCCCACCGCCCAAAGGCCAGACAAGCUACAAGUUGACCAUCUCUUCUCUGCCGACUGCGCCGACUAUUGUGCUCGACCAACUGACUACAGCGCGAACACUGAUCAACGCAUGCCUGGAUGUGGUGGACGCAACACAGUGGACAGGUGACAGCCGCAAUGCCGACUUCAUAUCAGGGCAGCUACGGCUGCUGCAUGGGAACAUCGAGGAGGCCAAAAACUCCCUCAAAGGGUGGACAGAGAAUCAGAAGCCAUGGAACGAAACACCAGUCGACACCGAUGCAUUCAGUCCGCCUCUGCCAGCGCACGUGUCCUUUCACCUCUCCAUCUCCGAAGCCGCCGUCCUCCUCAAUGUCCGAACCCUCGAGGCCGUAGAUCCACAUAACGGCAUGACUACUCCUUUGGGUUCUGCAGGUUCAACUUUCAGUGGAUUUGGGUUACGCGAAAGACUGGCGACAGCAUUGGGUGGCCCUAGGCAGGCUGCGCACGAUGAAGCGAACGCAUCCUUCAUGUACAAAGGCCAGGAAGUUCGAGUGCGAGACAAAGUCAGAGUUGAGUCGCAAGACCCAAGUCUGAUGGCAGCCAUGGCUAAACUGGGGGCUUUGGAGCGGACUGCAGCACUGUCGAGGCGAGCGUUGGACGUGGUCAUGGGGAGAGAACCGGAAGACUCCUAACAGCACGCAAUGAAUUCUCAUUGUGCAACACAUGCAUUUCCAGGAGAGAACUACCUAUGUAGGUAUCACAGCACCCUCCACGGAGAAUGCUUCCACGGCGGAGGUCUCGAGCGCAAACACACAACGUAUUUGGUGGAUAUCCCGGGUGUCCACAAAGAACCCACGAGCACGCCACGCCACGCUUUUUCUGCAUCUCCGAUCCCGGAUCGCCCCGCCAUCAAAGUUUCGAUAAGACACGAUUAUCAAUGCCUGGCCACUGGCUGGUCGACCUUUUCCUAUCAGUACCAAGACGAAUUGCUUUCCCACGGCGUGUGCCCAGGCAACAUUGUUCGUGGUCCUAGGAGGUAUUAGUGGCGGCGCCAUACGAUUCGACUACUUCUUACAUGCUGCCCUCCCCGACAAAGGCCUGCGACACUAUCCUAUUGUCCUCUCAACGGAUCCGCCAAACAUGUCGCCCGCAUUGCUCACGGCAGUGGAUUCCACUGCACACAUACAUCUCAUCGUCGGCUCGAACCCUCUCGCCGGAGCCCGCAUCAGUCGAGCCAUCGAAGUCGGCGCCAUCCCGAUCUUGAUCGCACCCGAGUCGACGAGUGUUCACUAUGGACUUGCGAAGAGGAUUGAAGAGCAUGCUGUGCGUUGGCAUAAGCGAGAGUUCCAGGACAGCGACCUGACGACUUUGGGUAGAGAUGAAGUCGACCAUGUCGUGGAUGCGGUGUUUGUGACUUCAGGUGGCAAGACAGCCUUCGGUACCAGGAUAUCCACACUCUGUCGCAGGCUGCGAAUACCGGUCAAUGUAGCAGAUGCGCCCAAUCUGUGCACAUUUACGUUGCUGGCAACACACACCUCUGGCCCUCUACAGAUCGGAGUGAGCACAUCUCGCAAGGGUUGCAAAUUGGCAUCGAGGAUCCGAAGAGAGAUUGCCGCCGCUCUGCCUCACGAGCUCGGUCCUGCUAUCGACCGACUGGGUACGUUGCGGAGAAGGAUAUGGGAACAAGAUCAUGCAAACGAGGGCGAGGGUGAGCUCGAAGCUGAAGACGAAGAGACGGGACAAAGCGCCGAGUUCAACAAGCUUGUAAUGCCUUCAGACGCCGAGGCUGCCAAAGCAAGACGCAUGAGAUGGCUGUCACAAAUCUGCGAAUACUGGCCGCUACGUCGUCUUGCAGCCAUCACCGACGAGGAUAUUGAGCAGAUAUUGCAGGCCUACAAGCAGGAAGCACAAAGUACACAGUCGGACGACUCGAAGCCACCGCUCAACGCCGCCCUGAUUGAUUCUCGCCGUCUUCGAGGGCGUAUUAUUCUUGCAGGUUCGGGGCCUGGUCACCCAGACCUUCUCACGACCGCGACUCUCAAAGCCAUUCGCAGCGCUGACCUCAUUCUCGCCGAUAAGCUCGUGCCAGAACGAGUACUCGAUCUCAUUCCGCGUCGAACACCGGUCCAUAUUGCGCGCAAGUUUACUGGGAAUGCCGAUCAAGCACAAGAUGAGCUCCACAGUCUGGGUCUGGAGGGACUCCAACAGGGCAAGACAGUUCUGCGACUCAAACAGGGAGAUCCGUACCUCUACGGGCGAGGAGCAGAAGAGGUGACAUUCUUCCGACAACACGGAUACGAAGCUGUGGUCCUACCGGGCGUCACUUCUGCGUUGAGUGCACCUCUGUUUGCGCAAAUUCCAGUUACUCAUCGUUCCGUCAGCGAUCAGGUCCUGGUCUGCACAGGUACAGGACGGAAAGGAGCAAGUCCCAACCCUCCUUCAUAUCUGAGCAAUCAGACUGUGGUAUUUCUCAUGGGCUUGCACAGAUUGCAGGACUUGGUCACGAGUCUUGUCGAGCAUAAGACCACUCCCUAUCCAGUCACGACUCCGUGCGCAAUCGUCGAAAGGGCGUCAUGCCCCGAUCAGAAAGUUGUUCGGACGACAUUAGAGCACGUUGUCGCUGCAUUUGAAGAAGAGGGCAGCACCCCACCUGGACUCCUUGUUGUUGGCGCAGCUUGCGAAGUACUGAAGAAGAAUCCCCAGAAAUGGGUGGUGGAAGUAGGCUUCCAAGGUUUAGAUGCGCUUGAUGGACUGGGAGAGAAUGGCAACGGCCUCGACGAGUUAAGAGAUGCACUUCUCACACCGGGACUUGAAGAGCCUAUCAAAACUUUAAGCGCGCUACCUGUGACGGUUUGAGAUAAAAGGUCUGACGCAGCGAGGCGAUAGAAACGAACUGCGUACAAGCGUUCUAGAUAUAUAUUCAUGCAAAGCUGCUCUUCCAUCUUGC